UACAAUUUUAUUUUGGAAAAAUGGUUCAUUUUUUUUUUUUUUUUAGAUAGAUACAUUCUUUAUUCGAUCGAUAUGUAAACCGAUCGAUUAUUAAUCCAAUAGAUUGAUUAUUGAUCCGAUCUAUAUAGGGACAGAUCGAUUAUUAAUUUGACAGAUCAAUUAUCGAUCUAAACUAUAUAUGAACUGAUCGAUUAUCAAUCCGAUAUAUAAAAAAUAGAAAUAAACUAUUUUGCUAUUUGAAAAUUUGAAGACUUAAAAAGAUAUAUUUUUUUGAGGCUUAAAUGCCAAAUUUUCUCCAUUUUGUACUAUUCCUAUUCCCUCUCUUUCUGCUGAAUUUUCUCACCAACUUUCUUUCAACCGAUUAACUAUAUUCUAAGCGUAACCCAACUCAUUCACUCAAUCACCCACUUGGCGACGAAUAUCAUUAACCAUUGGCAACGACCUUCCUACUUGCUUAUAGAAUUUAUUUAAUUCUACUAGAUUGAGUUAUUGUUUUGAGAAAUGGGGAACAAACGAGUGAUGGUGCCGGCGAGUGAAGUCGACUUGACGGCGGUGAAUUACAUACCGGAGAAUAUUCAAGCUCCACAUUUGACUGGUUUCUGGUUUAAGUUCUUUCUGAAGCUGGUUGAAGUACCGGGUAUUGGAUCUUUGAUUGUGAAUCACAUCAAGAAUGAAAACAAAUUCGACGAGAAGUUGAAGUACACCGUCAUACCAGAGGUUCCUAUGUUUAAACCUGAAUUUCCUCCUCAAGAGCCAGAACCUGCUGUUGUCAGCAUGGAAGAAGAUGCAAAGCCUGAAGACCGGGUGGAGCUAGCCUUGAAGUGUCUUCCAGAAUAUGAUCCAUCUAGCAAUUGGAGUGGUGAUGCCACUGCAUCAUUCCGCUAUUGGAAGAUUCGUGAUUAUGCGCAUGCAUACAGAUCUAAGUUUACAACUCCAUCAAUGGUUGCAGAACGCUUCAUCUCAGCUAUUGAGGAGUUCAACAAUAAGUAUCCUGCAGCACCACUAUUAAUUUCUUUUGACCCCGAUGAUUUUAGAAAGCAAGCUGCUGCUUCUACACAAAGAUUUGAACAAGGAAAUCCACUGUCAAUCUUGGAUGGGAUUUUCAUGGCAAUUAAAGAUGACAUAGAUUGCUAUCCUCACCCUUCAAAGGGAGCAACUACGUGGAUGCAUGAGGUUCGUGAGGUAAAGAAGGAUGCUGUUUCUGUGUCAAGAUUACGAAGUUGUGGUGCAAUUUUGGUUGGAAAGGCAAACAUGCAUGAGUUGGGCUUGGGCACUACCGGAAAUAAUGCAAACUAUGGGACUACACGAAACCCACAUGAUCCAGAUAGGUACACUGGAGGGUCUUCCUCAGGUCCUGCAGCUAUCGUGGCUUCGGGAUUGUGUUCCGCUGCUUUGGGAACGGAUGGAGGAGGUUCAAUUCGGAUUCCUUCUUCCCUUUGUGGUGUUGUGGGUUUGAAGUCAACAUAUGGUCGAACUGACAUGACCGGGUCAUUAUGUGCUGAUGGAACAGUGGCAAUUAUUGGACCAAUCGCCACAACAGUUGAGGACACCUUACUUGUGUAUUCAGCAAUUUUGGGGUCCUCUCCUGCUGAUAGAAUCCCCCUGAGACCGUCCCUCCCUUGUGUACCUAAUUUCUCUUCACAAGAGAGCUUGCAAUCUGUGGAAUCACUGCGCCUUGGAAAAUAUACAGAGUGGUUUAAUGAUGUCUUCUCAACUGAUAUAUCUGACAAGUGUGAGAAUGUUCUCAGUCGGCUAUCAGAAAAGCAUGGAUGCAAAACGGUAGAGAUUGUAAUACCAGAGUUGCAUGAAAUGCGCAUAGCUCAUCUUGUUUCUAUUGGUUCUGAAGCAUCAUGUGCACUGAAUCCUGACUGUAAUGAUGGGAAAGGAGAGAGAUUGACUUAUGAUACUCGCACAAAUCUGACACUUUUUCGUUCAUUUACAGCGGCAGACUAUGUUGCUGCUCAGCGGCUUAGGCGGAGGUUAAUGUAUUUCCAUAUGGAGAUUUUCAAGAAGGUGGAUAUAAUUGUGUUACCUACAACUGGCAUGACAGCACCUAGAAUUCCACCAAGUGCUCUUAAAGUUGGGGAGACUAAUUUGCAAGUUUCAGGAAAUCUUAUGCGGUUCAUUAUAGCAGCAAAUCUUCUGGGACUUCCUGCAGUCACUGUCCCUGUUGGUUAUGACAAGCAAGGGCUUCCCAUAGGUAUGCAACUCAUUGGCCGACCUUGGUGUGAAGCUUCCAUUUUGCGCUUAGCUGCUACAAUUGAGGAAACGUGUGCUGAGACCAAGAAGAAACCACUGCAAUAUUAUGACAUUUUGAAAGGGAACUAGAAAAAGCUUAUAUUCAUUGGAGCCCUGGGUAAACAGUAAUGUGAGUCGUGAAGCUUAAGAAGACGUGGAUUCAUUUAUCAAGAUUUUGGUGAUUCACAGAAACCAUCUUGGAAGUUUUCUCUUUUUUUUUUUUUUUUUCCUAAUGGUCUUAAAAUUUAAUGUACUGAAAUUUGAGGUACCACCUUAUGAAAUAAUGCCGAUAUUUCCUCAAUAAAGGUAAUGCUCACCUCCCCUUUAGUUC
This is a messenger RNA of Capsicum annuum, 2569 nucleotides long. Its product is annotated as fatty acid amide hydrolase. NCBI's taxonomy places the organism in Eukaryota, Viridiplantae, Streptophyta, Magnoliopsida, Solanales, Solanaceae. Gene Ontology annotation, molecular function: N-(long-chain-acyl)ethanolamine deacylase activity. Gene Ontology annotation, cellular component: membrane. Gene Ontology annotation, biological process: N-acylethanolamine metabolic process. The coding region runs from base 502 to 2328 and encodes 608 amino acids. The record is from RefSeq and is a predicted model, not a curated record. The transcript is spliced from 21 exons.